GGGUUUCUACUUUUGUACAGAAUACAACCAAGACAGGGAGAGGACAAGGCAGAGUGAGGCAUGAUACUCAGGUAUAGAUGCGAAUAGGGAAGAGAUAUACCACCAGUAAAAUCCUGAAACCAUGGCCUUGUUGUGAGCUAUCCUAGUGAAUGAUGUCGUCGAUGUGUCGAUGUUGUGCCUGAAAGGGUAAGGCGCAAUGCGGGUCUGGGCCAAGCUGCAUGGAUCCGGGGCCAAAAGUGGCGCUUUAAUCCUUGACCUUUGUCUCCACCUUCCAAAGCCCCAUCGCAGUCGCGUCAAUCCGACGCGUUUAUCAGAACCUCUCAUCACUCAUCAUUUUUCACUUGCGCAAAUCAUUCAGUCGACAACAUGGCGCCAAAGAAGGUGGCAGACAAGACAAUUGCCGCCGAGCUGACCAGUGUGGUCGACCAAAUCUACAAUGGUCCUGACCGCGACAAGCUCUCCGUCAAUUACGCCCGCGAACUGGUCGAGGAGAAACUUGGUCUGGACGAGGGCUUCUUGAAAGAGGGCCAGUGGAAGGCCAGGAGCAAAGAAAUCAUUCGCGCCGCUUUGGAAGCGCUUGAGAAUGCCGAAUCCGAACCUGAACCCUCCCCUCAGCCCCCGAAGCGCAGGGCGAAGCAGCAGCCAAAAAACGGUGCCCCCGCCAAGCGAGCAAAGAAAAGCCCCUCCCCCGCCCCAGAGGCAGACGUGCCUUCUGAGUCCGGCGACGUCGACGAUGCCAGUGAAGCCUCGGAACAGCCAGCCAAGAAACGGAAGCUCGCGAAGCCGUCCAAGAAGAGGAGGGUAGUUUCGGACGACGAUGAUGAAGCCAGCGACGCAAGCGCUAAGGAACCAGAACCUGCCAAGAAGAAAGCUCAGAAAGACAGGGAAGAGGUGCCUGCAAAAGGCGAUGCGACAGUCACAGCGAAGGACGAUUCGAGUGAGCUCUCUGAAAUUAAGAGUGUGCCGGAGAGCGCCGACAAGAUUCCAGACAGCGACGACGAAUUGUCCGACGUGAUCGACGAACCGCCGAAAAAGAAACAAAAAGCACAAGCCAAGCCCAAGGCAGCCGAGAAGCCUAAACCUGUGGUUGUCGCAAAAGAGGAUGGCAAUGAGUCCUCUAGUUCCCUCUCAUCUGUUAUCGAUGAUGAACCUCCAAUCAAGCGCAAGGGAAAGGGCUCCGCAGCACCGAAAGCCCCAGCAGCGCGUAAGACCAAGGCGGCCGCUACCGAGGCCUCACCGGAUGAAGCUACGAUCAAGCAACUGCAGGGUCAACUUUUAAAGUGCGGCGUCCGUAAAGUCUGGGCGUUUGAGUUCAAGAAAGGCGGACAGACGACACCCAAGGCCAAGAUCAACCGUCUCAAGGAGAUGCUUGCUGAAAUCGGAAUGACUGGUCGCUUUUCAGAGGCCAGAGCUAAGGAGAUUAAGAUGCAGCGGGAGUUGAUGGCUGACCUGGACGCUGUUAAGCAGUGGGACCAGACCUUUGGUGUUGCUGAUGGCGGCCGGCGUUCGAGGCGAGGCGCUCCUGUCAAGAGCUUCAGGGAGCCUAGCAUCAGUGGCGAUGAUGAGGCUGAGAAGGAUGAUCAGGAAGAUGAAGAUGGUGAGGAGAGCGACGAGGAGGUCAGCGAUGCUGCCGAGUCCAGUGAGUCCAGCGAUGACAAUGGCACAAGCGAGGACAGUGAGGAGGAGGAGAAGCCAAAGAAAGGCAAGGGAAAGGGGGCCACCAAACGAAGGGCUGUAUCCGACGAGGAGAGUGACUCGGACUAAGUGGCAGGCGGCUUCGGCUUGAUGUUGUGGGCGGUUUCUGAUUGGCAAUUUGAUGCUUGUGGGCGUGUCUUGUGUUUGACUGUCGGCUGUUUGCUCUUAACUUUUGCAUUUGUAAGAUACCCUUGCAGCAUGGGACGGAACUAAUGUGUAUACACUUUCGGAAU
Messenger RNA from Podospora pseudopauciseta, 1928 nucleotides. RefSeq lists its product as uncharacterized. Bases 367 to 1764 code for a protein of 465 amino acids. Gene Ontology annotation, cellular component: nucleus. The transcript is spliced from 2 exons. NCBI's taxonomy places the organism in Eukaryota, Fungi, Ascomycota, Sordariomycetes, Sordariales, Podosporaceae. The record is from RefSeq and is a predicted model, not a curated record.